AAUAAAAACUUCUGUCUUUGAAAAAGGUAGCGAAGAAAACUUUUCUGUAAAAAUGAUAAUAUAAAAUUCUAAAGCAAGGUUUAUUCUAAGCCAAAAAAAAAAUUGGAAAACAAUUAUUAUCAGAAAUGUUUUUCUUGGGUUUAUUUUUAUUACAUUAUUACUACAAAGGAUUAUUUGGUCAAGUUACAAUAGUGGAUCAAAAUGUUGAAAACGUUUUAAUAUACUCUGAAGUUGGAAAAAGUGUUGUUUUAACUUACAUAAUAAAACUUGAAAAGUAUGGGAAUCCUGAGAGAAUUGAAGUGGAUGUUCGUUCUCCAUUGAACACUAUUAAGAUUUUAUUUUCAGUUGAGUUUGUAGAUGGUUCCUAUAAAAUCAUAAUAAACAAUAACUCUGACAUGUUGAUUUAUAAUGAAAGAAUCGAUCCUGAGUUAGAUAAAAAAGAAAAUCAAUUAACUGUUAAAUUCAAGUUAAAAAAUACUGUAAAUAGUGAUUUUGAACGUGAAUAUCGAUGUACGGUGCAGUAUCCAAAAUUUAAUCUUUGUUAUGGUACAAUUUUGCUUUACAAAGCAGUUUCUCCAAAAAUCAACAACGAAAGUUUUUCGUCCACUGAAUACGUCCCAAUUAACACAAAUAAAAAGUAUAAAUGUGAAGCAAUAGGCAUACCAACUCCUAAAGUUUAUUGGAGCUCUGAAAAAAAUCCAGAUAUAAAAGAAAAACAAGGAAAUGGUUCAUCUACUUUUGAAAUUAACAACGCACAAAAAAGCGACACUGGUGAAUACAGCUGUACUGCAACAAAUGACGGGGGAACCGUUGUAAAAAAAAUGAAACUUUUUAUUUCAUAUAUUGAGAUAUCUGAAAGUAAUAUCUUUACUCGCCACUUAGAAAAAGGUUCAGAAGUUAGAGAACGUUGCAAAAUUGAUGGUUGUCCUGAUCUCUCAUGGAUUUGGAAAAAUCCAUCUCAAAAAAUAAUAAGCACAGAUCAAUCUCUGUUGUUUGGAGACAUAGGAAAUCCUGGGAAAAACGAGUUUGGAAAUUAUACCUGUAUUGCUAGUAACAUUGCUGGGCAAAAAGAAUAUGUUUUGGUGCUUGCUCAAACUGAACCAACGUUGAUAACGGCAAGUAAAAGUGUAGGAACUGGUAAACUUAUUCAAAGUUCAAUCUUUAUCAUAUUUGGCAUAUAUUUUGUAAAUCUUUUUUUGACAAAAAGAUUUGUUUAAUUAUUUACUUA
Messenger RNA from Hydra vulgaris (swiftwater hydra), 1228 nucleotides. Its product is annotated as hemicentin-1. Gene Ontology annotation, cellular component: axon; neuronal cell body; plasma membrane. Gene Ontology annotation, biological process: synapse organization; homophilic cell-cell adhesion; dendrite self-avoidance. NCBI's taxonomy places the organism in Eukaryota, Metazoa, Cnidaria, Hydrozoa, Anthoathecata, Hydridae. The record is from RefSeq and is a predicted model, not a curated record. Gene Ontology annotation, molecular function: cell-cell adhesion mediator activity; axon guidance receptor activity.